Messenger RNA from Bacillus rossius redtenbacheri, 933 nucleotides. It is a transcript of the gene mRpS14, whose product is annotated as small ribosomal subunit protein uS14m. Gene Ontology annotation, molecular function: structural constituent of ribosome. Gene Ontology annotation, biological process: translation. NCBI's taxonomy places the organism in Eukaryota, Metazoa, Arthropoda, Insecta, Phasmatodea, Bacillidae. Gene Ontology annotation, cellular component: mitochondrial small ribosomal subunit; ribosome. The transcript is spliced from 3 exons. Bases 226 to 615 code for a protein of 129 amino acids. The record is from RefSeq and is a predicted model, not a curated record.
AACUGUUUAUUCGGCCUUCAACUGUUAUGUGCCGACAAAGAACAAAAUAAUAAUUUUAACAUUUCAUUUAUUUUCAGUCUUAAUGUAAUUAUUAACAUAGAACAUCGUAUGUUGGUUUUUAUGUGUGAUAAAACUUAAUAUUUCACAUAUUCGAUGCUAGCGCGAGGUUGCUGAAUAUUUCAAGGGUUUACUAAACGGGCACAUAACAAACAAGUGACAAUAAUAAUGGCGUCUUUGUUAUUUAGGUGGAGCGGUUAUGUCGUCCAAAAUCUUCAGGUGUUUAAUUUACAGGUACAGCCGGUGCGCACCAAGUAUGCCGACUGGAAGAUGAUACGAGACUUGAAGCGCCGCCGGACGGUGAAGCAGUACGCCGUCGAGAAACUGCGCGUCAACUCGUUGCGUAAGAACGACGUUCUGCCGUACGAGAUACGGGAGCUGGCGUCCCAGGACAUCGCCGCGAUGCCACUCAACGCGCACCUGACGCGCACGCACAAGCGGUGCGCGGUGACGUCGCGCGCCAGAGGGCUGGUGCACCGCUGGAGGCUCAGCCGCAUCGUGUGGCGCCACCUCGCCGACUACAACAAGCUGUCGGGCGUGCAGCGCGCCAUGUGGUAGCGCCCCUCCGUGCCUGAUGGCACCGCCGCUGUGACGCCUAGUGCGAGCCGAUGAAGUUUGUGUACUUACAAUAUUCAACCAGUGCGAAAUACUCCAAAAAAAAAAAAUGUUGGAAUUCCUUCAAGUGCUCCAUACCCUGUUUUUAUUCAUGUUCAAAUCUGGGCUAAAUUGGUGCUCAAACCACAGAAAUAAUUUUUAUAAAACACAGUUGCACUAAAAAAAAAGCAAAUGGUUUUACUAAACAAAAUAAUAUUUGGAAUCAUAAAAAAAAAUGUAUACAAAGUUUUGUUGUUAAUUAUAUGUAAGAUAUUAGAUGAA